AUGGCGACUGCCGAUGUCGCUUGGUUGAUCUUUAGGAACAACUCUUCUACUAUGUUGAAGAGGAGUAGACAGAACACGUCUCUUGAACUCAACCUUAAGAGCCGCAACUCUUCCCGUUACAAUGGUCUCAUUCAUCGCGAGACAGUUGGGGUUGAACCCACAAAAGAUGGCAAAGGUGUUGUGUUGGUUACUCGCAGAACUAAAGACCAGAACAAGUCCAGCAAAAGUCUUACUAGAGUUGAGCUAAAUAAGGGCCCAAGACGUACAAUCGCAUCCAUUCGUGCCAUCUUGCGAGCCAACAACUAUAGAAAGGAUUUGAUUAACCUAACUGUUAGAAGAACCUGUGCUAUUCUGAAAAGUCAGAAGCCUGUUGUAAUUAAAAGAAAAAAAAAAAAAAAGAGUAACUCUAUGGGCCAUUAA
This is a messenger RNA of Physella acuta, 420 nucleotides long. RefSeq names its product large ribosomal subunit protein eL28-like. Gene Ontology annotation, cellular component: ribosome. Gene Ontology annotation, molecular function: structural constituent of ribosome. The record is from RefSeq and is a predicted model, not a curated record. Lineage: Eukaryota; Metazoa; Mollusca; Gastropoda; Physidae. Gene Ontology annotation, biological process: translation.